CACAAGUCUUUCUCUCGUCUUUAUUUAUAAGUCUUCAUCUAUAUGUGUAGAAAUAGAAUACAACUACUUGUUACACGAACACAAUGUCAUCGUCCAGCGAUCCCCGCGCGCUUCGGCCUCUGAUGCCUCGCCCAUUCCCUACUCACUUCUGCUUCCCUAAACUCCACUCAUGGACAGCAGCAGCAGCAGGUCAUGAGAUGAAUAGAGGGGCAGCGCUGGUGAGCUCCAGAUGGAAUCCCACGCCGGAGCAAGUGCAGGCGCUUGAAGACAUGUAUCGCCGCGGUACGCGAACCCCCUCCGCUGAGCAAAUCCAGCAGAUUGCGGCCAAGCUUCGACGGUUUGGAAAGAUCGAAGGAAAGAAUGUGUUUUAUUGGUUUCAAAACCACAAAGCCAGAGACAGACAGAAGAAGCGACGCCAGCUCGAGCUCUUAGCUGCCAACCACAAUCACAUCCCACAAUCAGAAUUAAGCAGGAAAUACUUGGUAAGGGAGCAUCCUAAGAAAGUGGCUACUAUGUCAAAUUGCAGCAGCAGAGCUUCAAAGUACUAUGGAGGAGAGGCACAAUUGGAAUUGCAGCAACGGUGUGUAACAGAAAAUAGUAGAGAAACAAGCUGUAGAGCUAAGUUGGAUUUGUCUUCUUCUCCCAACAAUAAAGUUAUUCAAGAAAAUGGCCUCAAGAAGAACGAUGAUUUCGAAUACAGGAUCGAUGAAAAUCCAACGCUUGAGCUCUUUCCGUUGAGUCGCAAUGGUUUGGGGACAACGAAGGAAGAGGUGGACGAUGUUUAUGUUUCAACUAAAUUAGUUCCUAAUCAGUUUUUCGAGUUUCUUCCGACAAAAAACUGAUGGUACUGAGGACAACAAACAUGUUUCAUGUGUAACUUUGGUUUUUGCAGUAAUGUUGAAGGUCAAAACUAAUUUAA
Salvia splendens (bonfire salvia) is the source of this 919-nucleotide messenger RNA. Its product is annotated as WUSCHEL-related homeobox 6. The transcript has 4 exons. The record is from RefSeq and is a predicted model, not a curated record. Gene Ontology annotation, biological process: plant organ development. Bases 84 to 842 code for a protein of 252 amino acids. Gene Ontology annotation, molecular function: DNA-binding transcription factor activity; DNA binding. Lineage: Eukaryota; Viridiplantae; Streptophyta; Magnoliopsida; Lamiales; Lamiaceae.